AUUCCGGAUCUCUCUAUGUUUAUAAGAAAACAAAUCAACUCACUCAUUUAAAUCCUCCUCCUUGGUCCCCUCAUUUCUCUCAUUAUAGCCUUUGCAUAAUAAUAUUUAAAUAAAUUUAACAAAUAUUUUUCUUCCAUACUUUCCUUCUUAGGUCAAUUAAAUCAUCUCACAAAAACUGGAAAAAUUCAAAGAAAAAAUUCAUUUUUCUUUACAAAGAAGAUGAUGAGCAACAACAAUUUUUCAGACAAAAUGGAGAGAUGUCAACAAUAUAUUGAUGCUCUUGAACAAGAAAGAACAAAAAUUCAAGUUUUCUCUAGAGAACUUCCACUUUGUCUUGAACUUGUUACUCAAGCUAUUGAAACUUACAAGCAACAAUUAUCUGGUACAACAACAGAAUACAACCUUAAUGCACAAUCUACUGAAUGUUCUGAUGAUGAACAUACAUCUAGUGAUGUUCCUAUUUUGGAAGAAUUUAUUCCAUUAAAAUCCACAUUUUCUCAUGAAGAUGAAGAUGAAGAUGAGAAUGAUGAAGAAAAUCAAUCUCAUAAAUCAAAAUCUUUUAAUAAUAACAAUAAUAAUUCUACUAGUUCUAAGGAUGCAAAAAAUAAAAAAUCUGAUUGGCUUAGAUCUGUUCAGCUUUGGAAUCAAACUUCAGAUCCCACCCCAAAAGAGGAAUUAACACCUAAAAAGGUGUCGGUUGUAGAAGUGAAGAAAAAUGGAAGUGGAGGAGCAUUUCAUCCUUUUAAGAAAGAGAAAAACACGGUCGCCGCCGUUGAAACAACGCCAGCUCUGGCUGGCGUUGUGUUGGCGGCGACAGGUAGUUCCACCGCGGAGAAUAGCGGUGGAAGUAAAAAAGAGGAUAAAGAUGGACAAAGAAAACAAAGGAGGUGUUGGUCUCCAGAGUUGCAUAGAAGAUUUUUACAUGCCUUACAACAACUAGGUGGCUCUCAUGUUGCUACACCAAAACAAAUUAGGGAGUUAAUGAAGGUGGAUGGACUUACUAAUGAUGAAGUUAAGAGUCAUUUACAGAAAUAUCGAUUACACACGAGAAGACCUAGUCCUUCAUCAAUUCACAACAACAACAACCAACAACCACCACAAUUUGUGGUCGUCGGAGGAAUAUGGGUCCCACCACCCGAAUACGCCUCGAUGGCCGCUGGUGCUCCAGCGGCCUCGGGCGAAGCAUCGGGAGUUGCCAACUCAAAUGGAAUCUAUGCACCUAUUGCCACUCAUCCAAAGGGUCCACUCCAUGAUCAUGUAUCGGGUGGAACCCUAAGGCAGCACAACAACAAGUCGUCGCGCUCAGAACGUUCCUCUGAGCGCGACAGAAGCCACAGUCACUCCGACUGUGGCGGUGUGCAUUCUAAUUCUCCGGCAACGUCCUCUUCUACACAUACAACUACUGCUUCACCAGCUUACUAAAAAAAAUGUGUAGAUUUUUUAUUUAUUUAUUUUUGUAAUAUAUUUUAAUUUUUCCAAUUUUCUACUAUAAAUGUUAGAAAGUCAUAUAGAGUUGAUUUUUCGGUCUUGUUAGAAAAAAAAAAGCUUAUCGUAUUUA
Molecule: messenger RNA, 1558 nt
Organism: Solanum lycopersicum (tomato)
Lineage: Eukaryota; Viridiplantae; Streptophyta; Magnoliopsida; Solanales; Solanaceae
Product: transcription factor HHO2
Biological process (GO): regulation of DNA-templated transcription
Molecular function (GO): DNA binding; DNA-binding transcription factor activity
Source: RefSeq, a predicted model, not a curated record